UCCGGGGAAUCUCGGGGGUUCAGGGUCUGGAAGUUGGCGAUGAGCGCAGCCUCCCUGAUCCGGACCCUGGGGUACUGCUGCCAGCUGGUCGGCGGGGUCUUGGUGGAACAAGGUCCGGCCAGGGCGGACGUGGGGGCGCGCCUGCUGGCAGUGUCCUCCCAGCUCAGCGGCUGUAGGACCAUCCUUCGACUCUUCGAUGACGCGGCCAUGUUUGUGUACACGAAGCAGUAUGGCCUGGGGGCAGAGGAGGAGGACAUCUUGGUCCGCUGUGUGUCUGUCCUGGGCAACCUGGCCGACCAGCUGUACUACCCCUGCGAGCACAUCGCCUGGGCUGCUGAUGCCAAGAUCCUCCACGUGGACUCCGCCCGGUGGUGGGUGCUGAGCACGGCCUUCUGGGGGCUCUCGCUGCUCCUGGGGAUUGUCAGGUCCCUGUGGGUGGUCCUGAAGCUGAGACAGCAGCUGAGGAGCCCUGCAGCGGCCGUCACCAGCCAGCGGUCCCGGAGCACGCGGGGGGCCAUGGAGGCCCGGAUCCAGUCGGAGCUCAUGACUCUCCUGAGCAACCUGGCCGACCUGGCCAACGCCGUACACUGGCUGCCCCCAGGUUUCCUGUGGGCAGGCCGCUUCCCUCCGUGGCUGGUGGGCCUCCUGGGCACCAUCUCCUCCCUCCUCAGCGUGUUCCAGGCAGCCCGGGCCAGCGGCUGGGCUGACAAGGCCGCCUCCUGACCGGCCGGAACCUGCUGAAGGGCCUUCCACAGACAGAAACCACCGGGCAGGCAGCUGGGUCUCCGAGCAAACCAAGGCCAGAUGCGGGAGCUGCAACCCAGAGAACACAGGGCGUGACCUGGGGCACAAGCUCAGUGAGGCAGGAUGUGGGUGGGCUGAGGUCCCCGGGUGCUGGGGGUCUGGGCCCUUCCACCCAGGGCCCUUCCCCCCCGCCCCCCACUUGGAGGAGGUGUCUCUCAGGGCCAGAGCAGAGGACCCGGGACUCCCAUGUAGACGAAAAGGCCACAGCGGCCUAAGCAGAGCCUCACUCCCGUCCCUGGCAUCCUGUAUCCAGGUAGGCAGGCCAGGAUGGUACGCGCCAAACGGGCCUUAGGAAAGCUGACAUGAGAAUCAAUUAAAACUGUGGUGCUGGUGCGAGGCCCAGGGUGAGUCCUUUUUCCUAAACUCACCAGCUCCUUGCCCCUCCCGUCCGCAGGCCCGCUCAUUGCACGCCCUCUCCCUGCACCUUAGUUCAGGGAGGGCAUGCGGUGCCACCUCUGGACGUGACGGCCCAUGUGCCUGGGUGGCUUCUCAGGGGACAGAGCUGCAGUGGGAGGCCACACCUCCCAUGACCCUUUCUGGAACCUCUUUGGCCGGUGGUCCUAUUCGGUGAAGGCUGCUGGGGCCGUGCCCACAUCACAUCCUUUCCUCCUGAUCAUCGUGAGGUGCUUGUGGUCGAAGCAGCUGACACUCAGCCACAGCUCGGACCAGGGCCAUCAUCCCUUCAGGCCCGUCUGCACAUCUCCUAGGUUCCUCCCGGGGCCGGCCAGUGUCUAAAGAUGCUGUGGCUCUGUCUCCCACCUCAUGGAGGCGUGGCAGGACGGGAUCGUGCGGGGACUUCUCAGAGGAACAGAGCAGGCUCCGCUCCCCACAGGCGUGGCGUACAGGCAGCUGGUCAGGCUGGUCCUGAGGCUGCCUCCCUGCCCCAGCUACAGGGCAGGAGUGGGGACAGCAGCCGAGGGGGCUACUAGGGUGUCGUGGGCCCACUGGGAGGUGGGACAUCAGACUGGUUCUCAGGCUCCUGCAAGGCCCUGGGUCUGGUCAGGCCUCCCUCCAGUCCUCCUGCAGCACCUGGCGUGCGGCCCCGCUGGCGAGGUGAGCCUGGGGGAGCCCCACCAAGAGACGACCCUGCCGCACAGUGAAGGACAGCCGCGCCGCCAGUUCGUCUUCAGACACCUUUAUUGCUAGAAUCAGGCUUGAGCGCUAAGGCAGUUCUGAAACAUCCCGCAUGAGGACAUGCUGCGAUCAUAGCAUCACUGGGUGGACCGAGAUCAUGUCAAAGUUACCAAAGAUGUACCCAGAUCCCGCAGGAGUAACACUGCUCAGCCGCCAACUUUACAAAUAAAACCGGGCCCUACCCAGGAGUCACCGCAGGCUACUGGCCAGAGAACGUGCCGAAGACCUGCCCGCUGCACGGCCUGAGUGGAGACCCCACCACAUGCCGAGGAGAAGCCUUGGACGUCUCUUUCGAGGACCUGUGUGCCUGAGGCCCAGGAAUGCACUCGUCACAAAAGGACAGGAAGUAAAGGAGAAUUCUCUAAAGUGCUCUGAUUCGUCUCAGUACAAAAACACAAAACACUGACUACAGAUCCAGCACAGACGGGCUCUCGUGUCCGGGGGACGGAGGAUACGUCUCUUUGGUCCUUGCUGAUGCUGCUGGUCCCGUAGGCAGAGUUGAGGGUCAGGGCCAGCGGGGGCUGGGGCCGGAGUGGUUCUGAACGGCUGCUGUCAGCUCGUCACUCACUGGCUGUGUCACCUUGACCCUGUGGUGCCCCAACUCCUGGACAGCCCAGGACCCAUCCUGCCAACGCUUUGGGAGGUGCUGGGCUCUGGGCCGGUGGAGGGAGCCUGGGAUGCAGAAAAGUGAGUCAUGCCCCCUUCCUGCACCAGCACCCGAGCUUGUGUUUGGCCAGAGGUGGGACGUGGCUCUGGCUCAGCCACCACCCUGACGUGACACCACCCAACACCCACAGCCUUGCGAGUGGACUGGUGGCCCUUGCCCUCUUCCAGGGAUAAGGGGACAGCCCGCGACAGCAGCUCACUGGAUGUGUGGGCCUGUGAGGUGGCCACCUGCCCACUGGAGGUCUCCAGGCCACAUGUGCUCCCAGCGUGUCACCUUCACUGGCAGCGCCACCGCUCUGCUCUGUGCUGUAUCUGCAUCAGCCCAUCAGCACCGGAGACCAGCCCUGGGACUUCCUCUUGGAGGCCCUGGGAAAACCAGCUCAUCUCCUGGGGACCGAGGGCCCCCUGCUGGGGGCCGGGACUUUGGGGCCUGCUGGCCUGGCCAAACCUCUUGAUUUGGCUUCCCCAGGCCGAGCACCUGGAGAGCCACGUGGACUCGGUGAGGUGCCUGGGGAAGCACGGAGAUCGACUACAGCAGGUUUUAAAAAACCCACUAAAUUAACACGGGUUCCAGUCAGACCCCUUCGAGAUGAGUUCUGCCCU
Messenger RNA from Myotis brandtii (Brandt's bat), 3207 nucleotides. RefSeq names its product peroxisomal biogenesis factor 11 gamma (gene PEX11G). Gene Ontology annotation, biological process: peroxisome fission. The transcript has 6 exons. The record is from RefSeq and is a predicted model, not a curated record. Gene Ontology annotation, cellular component: peroxisomal membrane. The coding region runs from base 40 to 723 and encodes 227 amino acids. Lineage: Eukaryota; Metazoa; Chordata; Mammalia; Chiroptera; Vespertilionidae.